Messenger RNA from Megalops cyprinoides (Indo-Pacific tarpon), 1449 nucleotides. RefSeq names its product tripartite motif-containing protein 35-like. The record is from RefSeq and is a predicted model, not a curated record. Gene Ontology annotation, molecular function: zinc ion binding; protein binding. The transcript is spliced from 6 exons. Lineage: Eukaryota; Metazoa; Chordata; Actinopteri; Elopiformes; Megalopidae. The coding region runs from base 1 to 1449 and encodes 482 amino acids.
AUGGCGGCUAAAGCUUUAUUUCCCAAAGAGGAGCUCUGCUGUUCUGUAUGUUUCGAAAUUUUCAAGGACCCUGUCCUCCUGAAAUGCAGCCACAGCUUCUGUAGAGUCUGUCUGCAGCAGUGCUGGGAAGAGAAGAGAUCUCGGGAGUGUCCCAUCUGCAGGAGGAAGUCCUCUAUGGAGGAACCCCCUGUUAACCUGGCUCUGAAAAACAUUGUUGAGUUCUACUUGCAGCAGAAGACAGGGAGUGAAGCUGCAGAGAAGAGUGAAGCUCGCUGCAGUCUCCAUGAAGAGAAGCUUCUGCUCUUCUGUGUGGAGGACCAGGAGGCUGUCUGCCUCGUUUGUCAGACUUCAAAGAAACACAGAAACCAUCAGCUCCAUCCAGUGGAAGAGGCUGCACUGGAUCUGAAGGAAAAUCUCAAGACUGCACUCAAGCCUAUUAAAGAAAAACUGGAGAGAUUCAGUAAAGUUAACCAAGAGUGUGAGAGAACAGGAGAACACAUCAGGAGUCAGGCCCAGCACACAGAGAGGCAGAUAAAGGCAGAGUUUGAGAAGCUCCACCAGUUCCUGCGAGAUGAAGAGGAGGCCAGACUAGUGGCACUGAGGGAGGAAGAGGAGCAGAAGAGUCAGAUGAUGAAGGAGAAGAUAGAGAACAUCACAAAACAUGUCUCCACCCUUUCAGAGAAAAUUAAAGCUAUAGAGAAGACCAUGGACUCUGAUGACAUCUCCUUCUUGAAGACCUACACGAAUAAUAAAGAAAGAGCCCAGUGCACACUGCAGGAUCCAGAGCUGCUUUCAGGGACGCUGAUAGAUGUGGCCAAACACCUGGGAAAUCUGAAGUUCAGAGUCUGGGAGAAGAUGCUGGGGAUGGUACAGUACACUCCUGUGACUCUGGACCCCAACACAGCAGCCCCCUGGCUCUGUCUGUCUGAUGAUCUGACCAGAGUGAGAAACACUGGAGUUAAACAGCAGCUUCCUGACAACCCAGAGAGGUUUGAUACCUGUGUGUGUGUGUUUGGCUCUGAGGGGUUCAACUCAGGAAAACACAGCUGGGAGGUGGAGGUUGGGAACAAACGUGAGUGGGAUAUAGGAGUGGCUAAAGGGUCCAUCAACAAGAAAACACUAAAUACAUAUAGCCCAGCGAAAGGAUUCUGGGUUGUAGUGCUGAGAAAUAGUGAUGAGUAUGAAGCCUGCACCUCCUUAUCAACAUCAGAACGACUCAAACUGAAGAGGAAACCCCAGAGGAUCAGAGUGCAGCUGGACUAUGACAGGGGGGAGGUGUCCUUCUACAACCCCAGUGACAUGUCACACAUCUACACCUUUAAAGACAAGUUUACCGAGAGACUCUUCCCAUAUUUCUCUCCCUGUGUAAAUAAAGAUGGCAGUAACCCUGGAGCCCUGAAGAUCUGCCCAGUGAAGGUGUCUGUAACAGUGAUGUUGCCAUCUCAAUGA